GUGGGUGCUGCAAGAUGGGCCGAGCCGCUGUCUACGUGGUCGCGCAUAUGAAUGCGCAAGCUGAGGAGAGGGGGGGGGGAUUUCGUCUGGCUCGAGCCAUAUUAGGACACGCUUCCUGCCGAUAAACGCCCCCUACGUCACUGACUGGAUACGGAAUGAAACACUUGUCACCUUCAAGCGAGAAGCGUGUAUUUUCCAGCUUCUCCACGUUUCUGCAGCAUUACAGCCAUUUUGCUUGAAUGAGAAAUUACUUCGUGUACAUUUACGGAAAGAUCAGAACAAAGCACGAUACUGUAAGUUAUAUGUAAAACAGAUAUAGCAGGAAUAUGAAUCUAGAAUCUUAAGCAGAAUAACGAGUCGUCUCCAUAAACUGCAGUAUUUCUCCUCUGGCAUGCUCGCGGUGUCUCCUAUUGAUUUAUGCCAGUAGUGGGAGCAUCGGCGGAGGAGGAGGAGGAAAUCGUGUUGGAUAGGAUAGCCCUCGUGUGUGUGUGUGUGUGUGUGUGUGUGUGUGUGUGUGUGUGUGUGUGUGUGUGUGUGUGUGUGUGUGUGUGUGUGUGUGUGUGUUUCUGUUUCAAAUGAUGACACACGCACACCACCCCGCGUGAGAAGUGCUGUAUGUGGGAGUCCACGGGACGCGGCGGUGCGAGCGCAGGAGGCGGCGACGGUGGCGCUAAGUGCGGAGCGGAGCACAAAGACGCGCGUCGUGAUGCUGGGCUGAUCUGUGCGUGUGAUUCCUCAAGGUCUGCCCGGGGAUGCGAUGAUUCAGUGCAGCUGUAGGAUAACGCAACACGUUGGCACUAACCUGCUUGCACACACCUGGCGCACACACCUAUUCAUGUGUGUGGAGCUUUAUGAUGAGCAAUAGUCAUUUACUCCCUUAGAACAGUUUGUCACAGGCAAGUGAGUUGAGUCUGAGUCUGAGACGAGCGCAGCAUCACAGUCACACAUUCGAGAGGAUGAUGGCAUGUUGACGUACAGACCGUCUCUACUCUGCCUCACGGGGAAUGACUGAACCAGACACGUCCUUCGCUAAAACGUGAACCCUCGCCGGCGUUAAUCAGAGAGAGAAGAAUGAGUCAUAUCCUUGCAGGUUUGAGCUGAUCUGUAAGAUUAGCAUCUCACUGUAAUGGGCGGCCAUCACUCACUCAGCUUUUGGCCAAAAGCGAUUCAACCACUGCUCUUAACCUGUGAAAUAACUUCACAAAUACAGAAUGAAUUUGCAUAUAAUUUGGUACAGAUGUGACUGAGCUCAGGCUGUGGAAAAAGACCCCCCUGUGACCCCACUAUUCGGAAAUGUGUGUGUGUGUGCACUGCCUGCUGGGUAAACAGGACUCAGCCCAUCAGGUGUGCAUUUCACAAGGGCAGAAGUGAGACAACUGGUUGCCAGGGAACCAAGUUGGGAUGUCGCUCAUGUUACACAGAUCUCUGUUCCUGCCGUCUUUCUCUCUGUGUCCUCGCCGGGAUCCAUCUUUCCAUCCGUUCCCGUUCGAGGAUUUGCCAGAUAGCCGUUGGCAUUUUCACUCUUUUUCGGACAAAGGUCACUGGCAGGCGCCAGCGCUCUCGGCUCAGGAUGGUGUUCUGCUUCACGCUGCUGCUGCUGGCAACGAUUCCGUCUGUGGACUUGCAAACAGACCCUCAGCCGCUCUGCUCUCAGGCCGAGUCAUGUGACCUGUGCGUUGGAGAAUCCAUGCUCAACCUCACGGGCUGCGUCUGGAGGCUUUGUCCAGAUGGUAAUGACACGGGCGCGUGUGUGACUGACAGCAACAACACAGCAGACGUCGCCAUGAACUGCAGCUGGACCAGAGUGUCUGAACUGUGCUCAGUCGUAGAGACCGUGGCUGAAGGAGGGGGAGACGGUGACUCAGGUGACGGAGCGACCAAAGCGUCCCCGGAGUUCUCUCAGGCCAAGUUUGACAUGUCCAGCUUCAUCGGCGGCAUCAUCCUGGUGCUGUCCCUGCAGGCGGGCGGCUUCUUCGCCAUGCGCUUCCUCAAGUCUAAAGAGCAGAGCAGCUACGACCCCAUAGAGCAGCCACAGUGAAGACGAGAUGUCUGAAGGACGAGCACGCGAGGGCGGAGGACAGCAGAGCAGUGACUCAUCGCGUUGUGACGACAAGGUUUUUUUUUUUUUCAAGCCCCUGUCAUUUUUGUUCUGUCCCUACUUUACCUCUGGGGGAUGGGUGCGUUUAGAAGGGGGCAUCUUUCUGACUGCAGCUCCCAGGUUGAACCAGUUUAUUCACUUAGGACAAUACACAUUAUUAAACACUGAGCUGAAUACAUUUUUGUUCAUGUUUAGUCUCUGCACAGAUGUGAUGAGAUCAGCAUCACACAGGAUAUUAGACUAAAAUGAUCAAAUGACUGGCGUGCCGUCCCCGCUUCUGCCCACUGAGUCAUCAUAUUUAUAUUAGAGCUCUUUAGGACGUCGGUCUUCAUGCAACCAGACCAGUGAAGAACAAACAAACAAACACACAAACCUCACCUGAAACUGGAUGUAUCAAUUUAGUGUGUAAAUAGUCUAGUUCAUCAGCAACGGGUGACGCCUGUAAACACUAAUCAGCAUUAAAAUUUAUAGUCAAUUUAAAUUUUACAGUUAAUCUUUUCCUUUAUAAUAAUUUUCAUUACAGUCCCAACAUCUCAGGUACAGUAUCAGUAUAAGUAAGAGCUUCAAUCACUCAUUAUAACACUUUUGCGAUUUGUGUGUUUUGCUUUUGAAGGGGUUUUGCUUUUUUAUAAAUUGAUUCAAACUUUAACAUACAUUUCUAGUUUCCCCUUUUGAGUGUACAUUUCACCUAUUACAUAAUUAACCCUUCCAUGACAUUUUUGAUGGGUGUGGUGUGACCCUGUUUACUUAUCAUUACGCAACUGGACUGACAUUUAUGAAAUGUUUGGAUUUUUUUGGCCAUGAAAAUGUAAAGUAUAUCAAGGCUGAAUAAAUGAAGCAUGUGUCCCCUGUCA
Molecule: messenger RNA, 2952 nt
Organism: Betta splendens (Siamese fighting fish)
Lineage: Eukaryota; Metazoa; Chordata; Actinopteri; Anabantiformes; Osphronemidae
Gene: cd164l2
Product: CD164 sialomucin-like 2
Exons: 7
Coding region: 1571-2038 (155 amino acids)
Cellular component (GO): cytoplasmic vesicle
Source: RefSeq, a predicted model, not a curated record